Tribolium madens (black flour beetle) is the source of this 1975-nucleotide messenger RNA. RefSeq lists its product as uncharacterized. Bases 93 to 884 code for a protein of 263 amino acids. The transcript is spliced from 5 exons. The record is from RefSeq and is a predicted model, not a curated record. Lineage: Eukaryota; Metazoa; Arthropoda; Insecta; Coleoptera; Tenebrionidae.
UGUGUUGCCUACCUCACAGGUGUGCCCCAUGUAAACAAACUCGCUGUUUAUUUUUGUUGAUUCCAUCACCACAUGAAGGUUGCGAUGUCAAAAUGGUUGUGGUGGACCAGUUUUACCAAAUUGUCGAGGGGCAGACGUCCAAAGUGUCUUCAUUUUGGAAGGCUGCCCACAUUCUGGCCUGCAUCGGGUGUGCGGUGUGCGGCCUCCUCACUGCCUUCACCUUCGGGAGGGUCCUCGAGAACUUCGGGUACAACUGCGUGUUGAAGUCCCACCUUGUCUUCGACGCGGGCGCCGUCCCCAACGCCACCAACCGCACCAACGCCAUUGACUUGACCAUGACGACGUGGGGGCCCGCCAGCGAGUGCAACUUCGUCCAGUUCACGCCGCUGGUGCUCAUGAUCUCGGCCGUGGUGUGGGGCACCUACUUCAGCAUUCUCACCAAAGGGGGGGCCGGCUUCGCCACGGACUUGCUUUCGCGGCCCUGGAGUAUCGUCUACCCCUGUCUGUUUUUCACCACGAUUUUUUUUGUUGCUUAUGUGAUAAGCACGUGGCGGUUGACCAAUGGAAUGACGGCUUUUUGCAACCAGUUUAAAGUGGUUCUCAAUAACACCGGCUGUGUCCCAGAAAUUUGCGCCUAUACGAGACAGUUCCAUGAAGAUGACACACAAAAUGUGCUGUUUUUUAAUUUUUACACCAAUAUGCAAGUUGCCAUUUGGAGUGCGGAUGUUGGGACUUGGUUGUGGGCUUGUCAAUUGGUUUUGUGUGUUUUGAGGGUUUUAUGUGUGGCCGAUUUUGAGCUACAACUCGUCACGAUUGUGACUAAAGACGAGGAACGUAUUGAAAGUGUUGUGGAACUUACCGAGGAUGAAGUUUCAGAAGUUUGAGUAUUUUUUAUUUUAUUUUUACAGACGUACAAAUAUUUUAUAUCUACCAUAGCCACUCUUUAAGUACUUACUUUUUACAUUUUAUGCCAAGACCAAGUCUUCUGUUGAAGUCGACAAUACGUUUAACGAAAAGUACAAAAUUAAUCGAAAAUAUACCUCAUUUUUCUACUUUGCGUCUUUAAUGACUAUUAAAACACCAAAACCAGUGUUUUAAUGAAGGCUAUUAAGACACUGUUUUUGGAAACUUUUUUUGGCCAAUUAGCAGUAUCAGGCAAUUUCUAGUGGAUUUUGGAUAUCCACCAAAAUCAAACAAAUACACAAACAAUUGAAAAUUAUUACCUGUAUUAUUAUUACUUAUUAUUAUUGUUACGUUUACAAUAACAAUUGGAAUAGAAGUACCAACCUGAACAUUAUGUGGAAUUCAAUUCAAACAGAAAUUUUUAUGAAACAGAGCAAAGUAGAAAAAAUAUUAUAUUACACUUGUUUUAUAAGACGUUUUGUCGAAUUGCCUACUUUAAAACCGCGUGUGCUACUUACUAUAUAUUGUCUUAUAAAACUUGUAUAAUAUCUGAUGUGGGCAACGGAAUUUUGAUUCAGGGAGGGCCUUGGAAGUUUUCACGUAUGUCUUCUAUUAAUUUUCCGUUGCUCACUCGUUACUACAUAUUAUGCAACUAGUGCGAAAAAUUUUUUUAUUACUAAACUUAAAACAGACUUGCAUUUAAUUUCUUCUUAAGAUAUGCAAAGCACCAAGUAUCGUAUAUUUUUACUUUUAUAUUUAUUUUAUCGAUUUUAUAUAUAAUUUAUGCCUCGCUUAUGAUUUUAGUCUAAGACACGAAUACUAAUUCCUAUUUUUUAUGCAAUGUUAUUUAUAUCACGUGAUCAAAACAAUUGUGUCACUUGACAUCGGCCUACUAUAUUAUGCAAAUUCUUGAGUUCACAGCCCACUCGAAUUGCAAUUUUCACACUGCCUUGCUCAGUUAAAUGUGAUAAGGCACAAGAAUUGAGCUCAUUGUUGCGGACCAUGUUUUCCAAAAGCUCACUAGUGUAGACUUUGCCUUGCUAUGUGAUAAAUAAACACUUGAUCGAUUUCA